AUGAGCAGGAUUUCAAAGCACCUGAGUCUCGCAUGUGAGGCAGGUGCUACCUAUCGGCUUCUGAACCAGGGAGUCUCGAAGCUGGAACUACAGAUUCAAUCAGACCUGUUGGGAGCAGCUUUUGGCAACAAUCCAACAUCCGUCCUGGAUGCAGGGGCGACAUCAAGAAUACUUCGGACGGUGCAUGCUUGGAAGGACAAACUCGGGGCCGUGAAUGCUUCCACCGCUUUGCAUCUACUGGCACAGUCAAGUCAGUCGACUGAUGCGUUGCCUCGGCUGCACCAGGAAAGUGCGGAGCUAGUCUUGUCGACUGUUGGUGGCAAUGCUCAGCCUCGUGAUCUUGCCGUCGCAAGCUGGGCAGCGGCAAAACUACGGCUCGAGCGUGCUGGCUGUGCAGACACAGCCUUGCAGGCACUGAACAUUGCAGCUUUAGCCUGUGCGGCUCGCAUGGAUGGACAAGAUAUGGCGAACAUCGCCUGGGCUUUCGCAACCAUGCAGCUGCAGGCAGAAGAGCUGUUGACAGUAUUGGCAGAGGAGGCCAGCACGAAAUUACAGCAGUUUGAGCCGAAGCACAUGGUCGUACUGACCUGGGCCCUUGCCAAGGCCAAGGUCCGCUCCGAAGACUUCUGCUGGGCUGCUGCCAGUGAGACACAGAGGUCCAAAGCUAGCAAGUGGAUGCCCCAGGAUAUCUCCAACUUCCUUUGGGCCAAUGCCGUUCUACGAUGUGAAGCGCCGGUGCCGAUGGAGAUUCUGGCGGCCAGAGCGGCGGAUCUUCACUGGAAGCAGUUUCGGCCCCAGGAGCUGUCCAUCUCGAUGUGGGCCGCAUAUACUCUGGGAGUGCACGGCAGAGGGCCCACCACUCGCGCUGUGAAGCGCAUGCUCCAGCAUGCGGCUAGGGAGAUCCGCACCAGCGGGGCUCAGGACUUCGAACCUCGCCACAUCAUCAACGCAGCGUGGUCUCUUGCCCGGUGGCAAAGGCACUGCCGCCUUAUGGGUUGGCCGCAGGAGCUGAAGCCGUAUGUCUGCCGACCGGCUCUUCGUGUGCUGCUGGGCGCGGCUGCUCGAGACCUGAAGAAGUUUGCAGCGCGGGAGCUGAGCCGCCUGAUGUGGGCCGGCGCGAGUCAAUCUUGCUUGAAGCUCCGGGAGCUCGGACCCCCUCUCCUCCAGUAUGUCAGGACUUCCCAUGCCGCAGAGUUCGAUGCCGAUGACCUGGUGAGCCUGGUCAACUCUUUGGCAUGGAUGCUUGAACGCCUGGUGUGGGAAGCUCCUGGACGCCGCACCAAAUCCAUGCUGCCACAGCUAUGCCCGAGAAUGCCUGGUACGCCCAUGAGCGAUACUGCACGGCACUUACAGGGAAGGCGCCCGGCAGCCCCAAGUCCUUGA
Messenger RNA from Symbiodinium necroappetens, 1383 nucleotides. NCBI's taxonomy places the organism in Eukaryota, Dinophyceae, Suessiales, Symbiodiniaceae. The record is from the annotation of a GenBank genome assembly.